AUGGCGCCCGAUUACGACAAGCAAACAAAGAAUAAUCGAGCAUGGCCACGAUUUGGGCAGAUCUUUCCAGGAAUUCGGAAAAACAAUGGCAACGCCACUGGCAAUGUUAUCGAUAACAACGUAGCUAAUGAGAAUAUCGAUGACAGCAGCAUUCCCAUCAAUGGCAACGCCACAGUCGAAGCCACCAACCAAUACUCUGGCAACUCAAACGGCGAAUCGAUGGGUAUAGCUUUUUCACUGGCGAAGGAAGUAUUGAUGGACUUCAAUGGCGAAUCGUGCUCCAAAAAGUGGGUGGCUCAGCUUAAAAAUAUCGGUGAAGUGUAUAACAUAUGCAACACUCACUUACGAAUGCUAUUCAUUUGCAAGAUGAAAGGCAAGGCACAUUCAUGGCUUCAUUCGGAGGUUACACGUAUUCGCGAGCCAGUAGCAGUACUAUGCGAACAGUUAAUGGCAGCUUUUGGAGAGAAGAUGUCCAAGUCACAAAUGCGUCGUCAUUUGGAACAGCGUAAUUGGAAAUUUGGCGAAAAGUUUGCAGUUUAUCUGGACGACAAACUAAUGUUAGCCAACAAUAUUAACAUCGAUGAAGAGGAGCUCCUUGAUAAAGUUAUCGAGGGUAUACCUGACAAGGGAUUACGCACUCAAGCACGGAUCCAAUGUUUCGCCAACCCUAAGCAGAUGUUAGCUGCUUUCGCUGAGAUACAUCUAGAGGACAUUCGACGCGCAACUAAAGAUGAAAACGAAACUAGCAGAGCAAACAAGCUCCAAGAGAUGCGCUGUCGUAGAUGUAACAUUAGAGGACACCUGGUGAACCGUGACCACGGGCAACCGUGAAACUAAUGGACUCAACCGUACGAACCAGAGCAGCAACAAUUUCCGUGCCUCAUAGAUUCGGGAGUCCAGUUUCCUUAAUCAAG
Messenger RNA from Drosophila willistoni, 914 nucleotides. RefSeq lists its product as uncharacterized. Bases 1 to 831 code for a protein of 276 amino acids. The record is from RefSeq and is a predicted model, not a curated record. Lineage: Eukaryota; Metazoa; Arthropoda; Insecta; Diptera; Drosophilidae. The transcript is spliced from 3 exons.